Molecule: messenger RNA, 1388 nt
Organism: Spea bombifrons (plains spadefoot toad)
Lineage: Eukaryota; Metazoa; Chordata; Amphibia; Anura; Pelobatidae
Product: bone morphogenetic protein 7-like
Exons: 1
Coding region: 30-1388 (452 amino acids)
Biological process (GO): SMAD protein signal transduction
Cellular component (GO): extracellular region
Molecular function (GO): cytokine activity; growth factor activity
Source: RefSeq, a predicted model, not a curated record
GUUUUCAUAUCUGUGGUUGUAAUUAUGAGAUGAAUGCUACAACAUUUAAUGUUAAUCUUAAGAUAUGUGUGUGUUUCUUCAAUGCAGAUACUUCAGAGAUGAAUACCUGUAUGCAGGACAAAAAGGUCUACAUAAGUCUACAUAUCAUCUGUUGCUUUUCUCUGAGUGUUUUAACAUCAGAUAUUUUGUUGGAAAAUGAAGUCCACUCUAGUUUUGUACAAAGAAGACUGAAAGGUCAUGAACGCAAAGAAAUCCAAAGAGAGAUCUUAUCCAUAUUAGGUUUGCAGCACAGGCCACGACCUUUUUUACAUGAGAAGGAAAAGUCUGCUCCCUUGUUCAUGAUGAACUUGUACAAUGCAAUGAAUGUUGAAGAGGAGAAUGAUGAUGGGUUUUCCUACAUUGACAAGCCUUUUAUUGCUACAGAAGCACCACCACUGGCCAAAGCUCAAGAUGGCAACAUUCUUCUUAAUGCAAAUAUGGUGAUGAGUUUUGUUAAUCUGGUUGAGAAUGACAAGGAGUUCUAUCAAAAGUGGUAUCGCAAGGAGUUCAAGUUUGAUCUUAAUGAGAUUCCUGAUGGUGAAGAGGUCACCUCUGCCGAAUUCCAUAUCUAUAAAGAUUAUACAGAAUGGAAUGAAGCAUUUCAGAUUACUAUCUUCCAGGUGCUUCUGGAAAACCCAGGCAGAGAUCCUGAUUUGCUCAAACUAGAUUCCCAGACCGUUAAUUCAUCAUACAAUGGAUGGUUGAUGUUUGACAUCACUGCCACUAGCAAUCACUGGGUGAUAAACCCAGUAUACAAUCUUGGUCUACAACUUAUUGUUGAAUGUUUGGAUGGUAAAAGUGUUUAUCCAGGUCUUGCAGGUAUUGUCGGUAGAAAUGGUUCUCAAGAUAAGCAGCCGUUUAUGGUGGCAUUUUUCAGAUCUUCAGAGGUUCAUCUACGUAGCGUUCGCUCAACCGGCAGUAAGCCAUGGAAUCAAGACAGAGCAAAACCAUUAAAACAGCAUGAUGAUCUUCCUCUAAACAAUAUUACUGAAAGUUUUAUGAGCAGCAGUAGCAAUACUAACAGGUACACAAGACAUGCGUGUAAGAGGCAUGAACUGUAUGUAAGCUUCCGUGACCUUGGGUGGCAAGACUGGAUAAUUGCCCCAGAAGGAUAUGCUGCAUUUUACUGUGAAGGAGAGUGCUCUUUUCCACUUAACUCUCACAUGAAUGCCACAAAUCAUGCAAUAGUACAAACGCUGGUUCACUUCAUUAACCCAGAUACUGUUCCAAGGCCAUGCUGUGCCCCAACGGAACUCAUCGGAAUUUCUGUUUUGUUUUUUGACGACAGCUCAAAUGUUAUAUUAAAGAAGUAUAAAAACAUGGUUGUGAGAUCAUGUGGUUGCCACUAA